Sebastes umbrosus (honeycomb rockfish) is the source of this 881-nucleotide messenger RNA. It is a transcript of the gene cd9b, whose product is annotated as CD9 molecule b. The record is from RefSeq and is a predicted model, not a curated record. Gene Ontology annotation, cellular component: membrane. The coding region runs from base 187 to 861 and encodes 224 amino acids. NCBI's taxonomy places the organism in Eukaryota, Metazoa, Chordata, Actinopteri, Perciformes, Sebastidae. The transcript is spliced from 8 exons.
UCCCCCUCACUUCCUAAGUAUACCCAGGUGAGCCAUGCAGGGUGUGGUUCACAAAAAAAUCUUCUUCUCUUCACUCUGUCCGCUUCCUUCCUCCCACAAAGAAGACGGUUUAACUCCUGAACAGAGGACGCUCGCAUUUGGAUUUCCUUCUUUAAAAAGCAUCUAAAUCUUGAGCUGUUUGGAGCCAUGGGGGCACUGAAGUGUAUCAAAUACCUGGUGUUUGUGUUCAACUUUCUCUUCUGGCUGGCAGGUACUGCGGUGCUGGCUGUGGGCCUGUGGCUGCGUUUUGACUCCAGGACGGCGGCACUGUUUGAAGGAGAGGACUCACCUACAGUCUUCUUCACUGGUGUGUACAUCCUGGUUGCGGCGGGGGCUCUGAUGAUGGUCGUGGGUUUCCUGGGAUGCUGCGGUGCCAUUAAAGAGUCGCCGUGCAUGCUGGGAUUGUUCUUCUUCUUCCUGCUCGUCAUCUUCGCCGCGGAAGUGGCUGCCGGGAUCUGGGGCCUCUCCAACAAGGACAGGGUGGUGGAGGAAGUCACUGAGUUCUAUAAGCAGACCUACACCAACUAUAAAGACACCAAACAGGAAGCACUGAAGGAGACGCUGCGUCUCAUCCACUUUGGACUGGACUGCUGCGGCCCCACGGGGACGGUGAUCGACGCUGCCAAAGAUAUCUGCCCCAAGAAGGAGGGACUGGAGGUCCUCAUCACCACGAGCUGUCCGGCUGCCAUUGAUGAGGUGUUCAACAACAAAUUGCACAUUAUCGGCGGAGUCGGCAUCGGUAUCGGCGUCAUCAUGAUCUUCGGGAUGAUCUUCAGCAUGAUGCUCUGCUGUGCCAUUAAGAGGUCCCGGGACUUCGUCUGAACAAAACCCCACAAAAAAAA